This is a messenger RNA of Xylona heveae TC161, 2310 nucleotides long. RefSeq lists its product as hypothetical. Lineage: Eukaryota; Fungi; Ascomycota; Xylonomycetes; Xylonales; Xylonaceae. The transcript has 3 exons. The coding region runs from base 31 to 2178 and encodes 715 amino acids. The record is from RefSeq and is a predicted model, not a curated record.
GAACAACUAAACAACCAACUUCACAGCCCAAUGCCUCCGCGAAUACCGGCGCUGAGGCAAUUGCGCCACAUCCCGCAGAAAACAGCUACGCGGCUGUUUUACUGCCCAUCAUGCUCGCUCUGGCGCGUCAACGACACCCCCAAACACCUGGCGAAAGCACAAUCACGCCUGGGGCGGUUACACCAGCAGCGAGCUGCAGCAUCGCACCUAGCCUCCACGACAGCCAUCAACGUGCCCAAGGACGUGGACCUUGAGGUGAAGCAGCUUUACGAUGCCUUGAGUGACCUCAAGAGCCAUGCUGCGAACUAUGUCAACCUCAGCAGACUUCAAUUGGCGCUUCGGGGUUUAGAGAACCGAGACGCUGUUGUCAGACUUGCUGUUCUUGGUUUGAAUGAUCAAUCGUCUGCUCGUCGGCUUGUGCGGCUGUUACUCGCAGACCCACUGGCUGCCGAAGGCGAUUGGGAGAAGGAGCUCGAGAAGAUUCACCGUGAGGAUGGGCGAGGACUUUUGAUACGCUAUGGAGAAACUAUGGGACUUUCAACGCACCCGCUUCUUCCAACUCUGUUCAUUCCAUCCCGUAUCCUUAAGUCCCGAAGACUCGAGAUCCUCAUCUCAGCCGUCAACACCAAUGUCACCCGCUCAACAGUGAACGAAGACGAUGUGCGACCCGCUGAAGCCAUCCUCGUGCCGUCAUUACAAACUCCCUCAUCUUCAACAGGGCGGUUCUCUACGGUCACCUACCCCGUGCACAAGGCCCUGCUUUUCGGCAAUGGCGUCGACAGCUGCAUCGCCUAUGGCCGAUUCACAGCAGGACAUGGCAACGGCGAAAGCGUGCCCAAUGACAUGGUCAAGGUCGUCCUGGGCCUAUCUGCAGCAGAAAAAGCCGCUGCUGAGGCUUCCAGUGAGACCGUUCAGGUUAUCGACCUGGACAUGGCUACCAGCGCGCUGAGUAAAUUCCGGGAAUCCGUCUCCAACGCGACAUUCUUUGAAGAGCGAUGGUUUCGAAGCGGCAUGCCAUCGUUGGAGAAAUGGUUCAGCGAGGAGAAACCCGGCUACUCUUCUUCCAGCGAGGCUCUUCGUCCUGCCGUGCGAAACCUUAUCAACUCCAUUUUAGACGACACCGCCGAGCGUAUCACCCAUGCAGACACGGCGCGGCUCCAAGAAAUCCGCACAUCAGGCGUCGACGAGGACAAGCGCCAAGCCAUUGACAAAGCCGUCAAAGGCUGGGCCGAAUACAGCCACACCGAGCUCCGAGACCAAAUGGAUCUCGCAUUCAACAGCAAGCGAUGGCGAAAACUCUCAUGGUGGCGACUCUUCUGGAAAGUCGACGACGUGGGCGUAAUUGGCGCCGAGAUACUCGAGCGACGAUGGCUCGUCGAGGCCGAAAAGGGCAUCAUUUGGCUCGCCGGACGUAUUGUCGAAGCAGGCUUCUUCCCUGACCGACCUGCCUCCCUGCCCCCCACCUCUCCUUCUUCCUCCACUUCCACUUCCCCAACCACCACCUCCACAACACCCGCCAACAAACCCUACUCCUCGGCCGCCCUGUCCGAAUCCGAAUCCGAGCUACCCGACGAAGACGACAGCGACACAACAACAACAACCCACCCUUCUGCCCGCCCCUACGGCAGCACUCCUCCGGCCCCACGUCUCUCCGAUCUCGUGGACCGCCCCAACGCCGCCGCCGCAGCCAUCGACGCCGACGACGCCCGCUACGCAUGGGGCUCGCUGCCCGUCCCCACUCUCCAGCCGUGGCCCAUCCACAUCCCUUUGUCGCGUUCCCAUCUCGUAGCCUCGACCGUCCCGUCUCUACAAGCCCAGGCCCAGCGUCUCGUGCUGCAAACCGUGUCCACCACGGGCCUAGCUUCUGCCAUUUCAGCACUCACAUAUGUCUCCUUUACCACCACCAGCGUCUACGAAGCAGGCACUAUUGCCGCCCUCGGUCUCGUCUGGUCCCUCAAGCGAUUGCAAACGAAAUGGGAGGCCGCGCGACGCUUCUGGGAAGCCGAAGUCCGUGAAGAAGGCCGUCGCGUGCUCCGCGAAACAGAAGGCCGCAUUUCCACCAUCGUGCGAGAUGCCGGUCGUCCUGAGACAGAUGAGUUGGGGAUCAAGGAACGCAAAGAGGCUAGAGAUGCGGUUGAAAAGGCGAGUCGUGAAUUGAAAAAGUUGGAUAAGAGUUAGAGAAGAAUGGCAGGCCAAAUAGAUAGAUUUUUUAUAUCCAGCUCUCUUUUUUCUUUUCUAGUUUUCUAGUUUUCCAAAUUUCUAUUUUUCCUUUCUACUGUUCUCGUGUAUAUAUCUUACUGGUGAAUGGAG